Molecule: messenger RNA, 872 nt
Organism: Phlebotomus argentipes
Lineage: Eukaryota; Metazoa; Arthropoda; Insecta; Diptera; Psychodidae
Gene: RpS3
Product: small ribosomal subunit protein uS3A
Exons: 3
Coding region: 77-808 (243 amino acids)
Biological process (GO): translation; positive regulation of apoptotic signaling pathway
Cellular component (GO): cytosolic small ribosomal subunit; nucleus
Molecular function (GO): structural constituent of ribosome; RNA binding
Source: RefSeq, a predicted model, not a curated record
AGCCGCCAUUGCUGUUCGAACUGUCACGGAGGCCCUCUUUUGAUCCACGUUUUGUGUAUUCGCCAAGCAAAAUAUCAUGAGCUCGACGAUUUCUAAGAAACGGAAGUUUGUCUCCGAUGGAGUCUUCAAGGCCGAACUGAACGAGUUCCUGACUCGUGAAUUGGCCGAGGAUGGCUAUUCCGGUGUUGAAGUGCGAGUCACUCCAAUCCGGACAGAGAUCAUCAUCAUGGCCACACGAACCCAGAAUGUUUUGGGCGAGAAGGGUCGUCGCAUCCGUGAAUUGACGGCAGUCGUACAGAAGAGGUUCAACUUUGCUCCCGGAACCAUUGAGUUGUACGCCGAGAAGGUGGCCACUCGUGGUCUGUGCGCUAUUGCCCAGGCUGAGUCUCUUCGGUACAAGCUUAUCGGAGGUCUGGCCGUGCGUCGUGCCUGCUAUGGUGUGCUCCGCUUCAUCAUGGAGUCCGGAGCGAAGGGAUGCGAGGUCGUGGUGUCCGGAAAGCUGCGCGGACAGCGUGCCAAGUCGAUGAAGUUCGUCGAUGGCCUCAUGAUUCAUUCCGGUGAUCCGUGCAACGACUACGUGGACACGGCGACCCGGCAUGUGCUGCUGAGACAGGGAGUGCUGGGCAUCAAGGUGAAGAUCAUGCUGCCGUGGGACGCCAACGGCAAGAUGGGCCCCAAGAAGCCUCUGCCCGACAAUGUAUCCGUGGUGGAGCCCAAGGAUGAGCCAACUGUCGUCGUGCCCACCUCGAUCCCCGAAUACAAGAAACAGAUUGAAACCACCACGACGGAAGUCGAGCCGCUGGCUUAAGACGUCCACAUGCGCGGGUAUUCAAUGUAAGGAAUAAAUUUCCUCGAGGAAAUGUGAAGACUAA